AUGGCAGGCCCGGGCCUCAUGGUCCUGGCCCUGGUGCUGCCCGUGGGAGCCUGGAUGGGCCUGGGGCUUCCGGGUCAGCCCUGUGUGCCCUGCUGCCACCAGGCCGGGUCCCCGGCUGUGGCCAUGCCGGAUGCCCGGGCGAGCGCCGGAGACCCGUGGGCAGCCUCCCGCGUGCGCCCCACCAUCGACAUCCUCAAAGGAGAGAAGGGCCAGGAAGGCGUCCGCGGCCGCUCAGGACGGAGCGGGAAGGGGGGUCCUCCGGGACCCCGGGGGCAGCCGGGCCACAAAGGCCAGAAGGGGCAAGCGGGCCCGGGCCCCCCCUGCCGGCGCCCCCACGCGGCCUUCUCGGUGGGCCGGCGUGAGGGGCUGCAGAGCGCGGACGGCUUCCGGGCGGUGCCCUUUGACACGGCGCUGGUGAACAUGGACGCGGCCUUCGACCUGGCUGCGGGCCGCUUCCGCUGUGCCGUGCCUGGCGUCUACUUCCUGAGCCUGCACGUGCACACCUGGAGCUACACGGAGGCCUUGCACAUCACGCUGGACCCGCGGCCCGCGGCCGUGCUGUACGCGCAGCCCAGCCAGCGCAGCCUCAUGCAGGCCCAGAGCCUGCUGCUGCCGCUGGCCGCCGGCAGCGCCGUCUGGGUGUGCAUGCUCCACCGCGACCACGACAACGCCAUCUACGGUGAGCCUGGAGACCUGUCCAUCACCUUCAGCGGCCACCUGGUGGCCCCCGCCGCCCUGCUCUAG
Molecule: messenger RNA, 744 nt
Organism: Dipodomys spectabilis (banner-tailed kangaroo rat)
Lineage: Eukaryota; Metazoa; Chordata; Mammalia; Rodentia; Heteromyidae
Gene: C1qtnf8
Product: C1q and TNF related 8
Molecular function (GO): protein binding
Source: RefSeq, a predicted model, not a curated record